Molecule: messenger RNA, 5006 nt
Organism: Ictalurus furcatus (blue catfish)
Lineage: Eukaryota; Metazoa; Chordata; Actinopteri; Siluriformes; Ictaluridae
Product: T-cell surface antigen CD2-like
Exons: 5
Coding region: 2275-3276 (333 amino acids)
Source: RefSeq, a predicted model, not a curated record
AGAUCAGCAGUUUCUGUAAUACUCAAACCAGCCUGCAUGGCACUGUAAGUCACUGAGAUUACAUUUUCCCUCCUGGGGAUGUUUGCGGUGAACAUUAACUGAAGCUGUAUCUGCAUGAUUUUGUGCACCGUGCCACUGCCACCUAAAUGAUUGAGUGGAUAAUUGCAAGAAUGAGCGGGUGUUCCUAAUAAAGUGGAUGGUAAGUGUAUUACUGAAAUACUGUAAAUUGCACUGAGAUGAGCGCAUGCUGUGUUGCCUGAUAUUUUACAUCGUAAUGAGGGUUAGGUGGUCUGUGGUAGGAAACGACAGCAAAUACAGAUUGCCUGUACCCUUACAAAUAAAGUGUUUCUAACAGUGCAUUAUUCUAAUUAAAAGAGCGAUGAGUUAAAUCGAAUGCAUUAUAAUUUAUUAUUGAUCAUGCGUUGAUGAUGACCGAUAUAUUGAUGACUAACAUCAUGGAUUUAACAGCAAUCAAGCCAAAUUUGAGAGGGGAAUAUUUGGGAUGCCAACCCAAACUAUUUGUCUGGUUACCCAGCUAUAAAAUGCCUGCAUUUAGGACUAAAAUAAGUCAUGUGUGUAAGUUUCAUGGAUGUAAUCACAAACUAGAGAGUACUUUAAGAGUGGUAGAAAACACUACCAAUAAAACACUGACACUGAGAUGGUUUAGCUCACUGAAUAUGUGAGAGUAGCUUGAAUAAACCAAUCCAUAUACAUUAUUAUGUUCACUGCAGACAAAACAACAUUGCUCACAAUUGGAUAGAAAACAUGAUGGUGAAAAGAUACAUUUCCGUUUUAAACUGAUUCAGAACCAUGAUUGCUUUUGCAACCUUGUGUUGAUGUAGUGAUAUAAGCGUGUGCUCCCAAGAGGGGGAGGCAUUUCACCUAAGGGUGAUGCAAAAUACCUGAUAAGCAACUAACAUGGCUGAAUGACAACAGUUAGCCAUUACAAAUCAGCAUGAGCAAACUGUUUAUAUAUACAUGUGUAUAUAUAAUAUACAUAUAACAAAGUGUAACUUUAUUUACAACACAUCCUCUACAUGAUUGGCAUUUCUUUGUAAACAUGAUAAUGAACUUGUAUUAACACUUGUGGUGAUAUGCCACAGCUUCCUGAGCCAGCCAUGAGAAUGAUUUCAAUACUUUUUUUUUUUUUUGUUAGAGGCAUGCUUAAACGUUAUCUGGAAAAAUAUAUAUAAAUUCCUCUAUGCAUGGAGACUUUUGGGACGCCCUGUAUAUUCAUCAUCUUUUUUGUUUUCCAUCCAUUGUAUCAGCAAUUUCUCCCAUACGUUAUCUUCCCUGCAUCCCUGAAUGGCUUUUUAUGUUUAGCUAAAUCCAUGCUAACCUUAACAAGCAUUCAUUUGCAUGCUCUUUUUAGCUGUGAGAGAACAGACUAGCACUCUGGGGGUCUGUUUGUUUUAUUUGCCCCCAGAACUGAAUUUGGGUAGGUUAAUUCGAAGAGUUUCAUAGUGGUGCUUCACAUUAGCACUCUUGACUAGCGACACAGACUCUGAAGAUGAGAUCCGUUGAUUUUGAACUUUAAGCAACGAGAAAAAAUGUUCAUACUUCUGUCCAUGCAUCUUUAACCAUUUGGUGUUCAUCUUCAUCUUUUCUUUUUGAUUAUUAUUAUUUUUUUUUUUAACAAGCCAUGUUGGCAAUUUACUAGUCAGACCAGAAAGGUUAAAUGAAAUAAAUAAAACAUCUAGAAAGUCUGUAUCAUUCAACCUUUCUGAUUAUAAUAUAUGGAAUAAUUUGCUGGGUCCCUUUAGACCCCUAUUUCAUUGUAGAAAUGCAUUGUCUUUGCUGUUGGUUUGUCAGUUUGGUAGCAACCACAUGUGGUUGUGCUUUGAAGAGCAGUAAUUGAUUAAUCAUUUCAAACCUCUCACAUCUGCUAUUUUAAAGCCUUGAUAACGUUACAUAUUUCCUAAUGAAAAGUGCCAGGACGGUGCCAUUUUGCAUUCAGAUGCGGAAGUAUUUCUAUUUUCUCGUUGUAAACUUUUAUUGUAAGCUGAGUCCACCUUAAUGGUUAAAAAUAGAAUCACUGUUGCAACACACUAUCAUUUUUUUUUUUUUUUUGCCUGAUUGUUAUAUAUAGUAAGGCAAGUUUGUUGGAGACAUUCUGGAAUGUUUUUUGCUUUUUUUUGUGUGUCAGCAUUGUGCACAUCUGCUUUUAGAACAUAAAAUGCAACUGUGCUGCUCUUUGCAUUAACACACCUCCAAUUCAACACAGGAAACUGAAACCAUUUCCUCCAUUUGUCAGUGGAACAUUUUAGAAGAACAAUGAACACCAAGGGCAGUGUUAUAGUCUUAUUCCUCUGUUUCCUGACUCUAUUUACCUUAACAGACUGUAGCACAUGUCAGAAAAAUAUAUUAGAAGGGGACAGUCUCACCUUUAAACUGACUGACAGGCUGCUUAAGGAUGAUGAUCGAUUCACUAUAAAAAAAGACAAUAAAGUGGUAGUCCCCAAAAGGAAUAGGAAACAAGAGGGACCAGGGAUCGUCAAAAAGGAUUCCCUGGAGUUCCAACAUGUGAAACUGAGUGAUUCUGGGACAUACGGUGUUGAGGUAUUUGAUGUGAAUGGCACCAACAUAAAAUCAUACUCAGAAAUCGUCUGUGUUUAUGCAAAAGUCCCAAAGCCAAGAGUGAAUAUUACAUGUCAGGAUGAGAAAGUUGACUUGAGAUGUGAUGUUGAAGUUGACAAAGAUCAAAGAUCAGCUAUAUCUUACAGCUGGCACAAAAAUGGGAAAGAAUUAAAUAAGAAUGUAUUUAACUUCUCAAUAAAUGCAGAGAAGGAUAACUCAAAGUAUACAUGUACUGUCCAGAAUCCAGUUCAUAAAAACACAAGUGAUACAGUAGAAGCAGCAUGUUUCAAGCGUACACUCUUUGGCUUUGACUUUUGGUUCAUGGUGGGCCUCUUAGCUGGUGGAGGAGGUCUUGUUCUGUUAUUGAUAAUUGUGCUGGUGACCCUUGCCUGUCGUUCCUGUAGACGCAAAGAUAAACAACAACGAGAUGAAGAAGAGUUCAGACUGAACUAUGUCAACGCCUCUCAGUCUUCUGGUCAACAAAAAUCAAAGCAGACAGCAAGAGGUCAGCCAGCACCUCCAGAACCCUAUGAUGAUGUUUCUGCCCAGGACGUCCCGUGUCAGACCGAACCUAAACCCAGGAGCCAGCAACGCGGUCGACCUCCUCCACCUCCAAUAGAUGACGAGGAGGAAAACCCUCCACCAUUACCCCAACCUAGGAAAAAGGCACAAGUCAAAAAGCGUGAAGCACCGUUGUGAUAGAGGAGCGAGUACACCAGUCAGGUGAAAUGAUCGAAUUAUUUUCAUAUCUGUAUGUAUGAAUAUAUAUGAAGGAAAUAAGAGUUAUAAUUAAUAUACAAACAAUAAUCAUAACAUUUCUGCACUUUUCUUGCACAUGUUUGCUUCACAUAUAUGCAUACAUACAUGUACUUUAUAUAAUAUUCAUCGUCAUUAAACAUUAUACAAUAAAGACAGUUGAGUCAGCUGUCAUAGUUAUACAGAUGAUACACAGAUUUAUAUAUGUAUAUAUUUAUAUUAGAGACAGACACAAGCAGUGCCUUACAACCUGUUUAUCUGGUAAUAUUAACUGAAUGAAAAGAAUUUUAUAAAACUAAAUGAAGAAGAAAAAAAACAAACAAACAAACAAAAAAAAAACCAACAGAAAUCCAGAAGUAGGAUAGGGAAUUUGGCUCUAGUAGGAAAAGUUGUACAUUUGGGUCUAAAUUUGAUAAAAUUGACCCCAAAAAAUAUAACAAAAUCAAAUUUAAAAAAUGUUUUAUUUUAUUUUAGAAACCACAGACUUUACCGCUCUCAGACUGCAGCAUCCAGCAACUCAUGGUGUUGUUUUUUUCACGUCUCGACUAAACCAUUGCUUUGUUUAUUGAGUGCCAAAAGCCACAACAGAGUAUCAACACACAGAAUAAGAAAGAGAGCAAGAACGAAACUUGCACCUCUUUUAGCAUCAUUGCAACGGAGAUCUAUUUCUUUUAAAAUUGAUUUUAACAUUGUCUUACUGGCUUAAAAAGCUCUCAGUAGAUUAACAUAUCCAUUCAUUUCUAGAUAACUCUGUGCCAAUUUGGAUUUUAAGGUCACAUGUUGGCUUGUUAUGUAUGCUAUGCAACAAAGAGGUGUAUAACUUACACGAUCAAUAUCCAGCAGAUGCAUAUUAUUAAUCAUUUAAAAGUCCAGCUAAUAUCAUUAGAGUUUUAAUGGCAUUGCUCAUUAUUUUCCCCUGCUAUAUUUAUAACCAUUUGUUAAUUUCUUUCUAUUAUCUGUUUUUUACAGUUUGUUAUGCUGUUUUUUUUGUUUUUUGUUUUUUUUUUAUUUAUGGAUUAUUAGUAUUAUUUUAUUUGAUAAACCCUCACAUUUUACAGAGAUCAUAUAAUUUGCCUGGAUUUACAUAUCUUACCUUUUACAACUCAACUGACCACUGAUUCAGUCAUUUAUUCCAUUAUGGACAGUAUGACUAAUACGGAAUUGACAGGUCGUACAUAAAUAUUCUUACUUGGCCUUUACAUGGCUCCCACACCACACGGUUUUAAGAGUACCAAUGAAUGGCAACUAGUCAGCUCUUAUCAUCUGCUCAUUUCCUGUGUGGAGGAGCUAUACAAAGCUGCAACAGGUCUUUUUUUUUUUUUCACAAGCAUACACCAUUUUGAAUGCAAAUACUAUUUUGAGGUUUUUUUUUAGUAACAGUAGUGAUUUGUCAGUAAAGCCAUUUUAAUUCCAAUUUGUACACAUUGUAUUUGUGCAUUCGUAGAUUUUCUACUUAUAUUGAGUCUGUUUUGUUGUAAUUUGUGCAUAUGUCGUCUAUAAUAUAUAACUUUGUUUCCCUGAAUUCAUUGUGAAUUGGUUAAAUGUGAGACUAUGAUCUACUGCGUUUGCCAUCAUGGCCCUAAAACUGGAAAUUAGACAAGGUUGUUGGAUAAGACAUUGUGAAAUCAAUAGGCUUUAUUAUAUAAAUAAAUUCAUGAAACAAGUGGGACCCA